AUGGCCAAUGCCUUGUUUCAAGCAGCAGAUACGAACAAAGACAAUAGGUUGGAUUUAAAUGAAUUUCGAAAUCUUGUAAGUCAAAACAUUGGUGGUGGUGGUGGUGGUCAACAGGGAUUUAGUGAUGGAUCUGGCUUUGCAGGAUCAAGUUAUGGGGGAUAUAGUGGGGAUGCUGGAGCUGGAGGCUAUCAAGAAUCGUCAUUCCAAUCAGGCGCGUAUGAAUCGUCAGCGGGUUACGGAGGAAAUGUGAGUAGUCAAUUCGGGGCACAAGGCGGAUUCGGACAAGGGGGAUACGAGCAAAUUGGUACAAGUGGUUAUGGUAAUACAGGCGAUUUAUCAGGUGGUUACGGAUCUUCUAGUUUUGAAAGCUCAUCUUAUUCAGCGUCCGGAAUAGGAGGUACUGAUACUACUGGUCAAGGUUAUGGAAAUGGUGUAUUUGGUCAAACCGAUUUUACUCAAUCGGGCGGAGCAGCAUCGUCAUUUGAAAGUAGUUCACAAGCCACUUCUGUUCAACAAUAUGCUACCGACGCCAAAGGCUUAUUUCAAGAUCCAAAUCCACAAAUAAUCAGACGACAAGCACCAGGCGGAGCAAUCACAUAUAAACAAAACAUUCUGGUUCGAUUUUUGCAACCGCCUGCAAUUCCCCCACCCGGUCCAUUGAUCAUCAAAGAAGUUCGACCACCACAGCCACCAGCGCCACCACCGCUCGUUGUGCGUCAACGCGCCCCAGCACCACCACAAGUAAGUCUAGUAGUUCUUCAAAACACAUAUCCAACUCUAA
This is a messenger RNA of Didymodactylos carnosus, 781 nucleotides long. Lineage: Eukaryota; Metazoa; Rotifera; Eurotatoria; Philodinida; Philodinidae. The record is from the annotation of a GenBank genome assembly.